Molecule: messenger RNA, 4701 nt
Organism: Drosophila teissieri
Lineage: Eukaryota; Metazoa; Arthropoda; Insecta; Diptera; Drosophilidae
Gene: bma
Product: SCY1-like protein 2
Exons: 19
Coding region: 1-2595 (864 amino acids)
Biological process (GO): protein phosphorylation
Molecular function (GO): protein kinase activity; ATP binding
Source: RefSeq, a predicted model, not a curated record
AUGCCCGCCGGCACAAUGUUUGCCAAAUUCAAGAGCACCAACGUGGCCGCCUCCACAGCCACUCAAGCAGUCGCCGAUGGCAAUCCCAUUACGCAGUACUUCGAAAUCGGCAAACCGGUGGCCUGUGCCGGCCCAGAAUUGGUGUGGCGCAUCCAUGAUGCGUACCGCAAGAGCGACAACAAGGAAUGUUCGGUGUUUAUAUUCGAGAAGAAAAUUGCGGAGAAGCUGCACAAGCCGCGUCGCAAGGAGACCAUAACGGAGCUGCUAAAGAGUUCGGUGAAGACACUGGAGCGCUUCCGUCAUCCGCGGAUACUACAAAUCUAUCACACGGUCGAGGAGAGUGCGGAUACGCUGGCCUUUGCCUCGGAGCCCAUCUUCGCCAGCCUCUCGAAUGUCCUGGCCUUUCACGAGUCGAAAACCUAUGAGGCAACCAAUGUGGCGCCGGCGGCGGGUGGAGCAGCUGCGUCCCAGGCGCAGGCGGCGGCAAACACCUUGCCCCAGCGACCGGCCCAUGCCAAGGAAUACAAUUUCUUGGACAUGGAGCUGAAGUAUGGCUUUCUCCAGCUGACCGAGGCACUGGCGUAUCUGCACUAUUCCGGUCACGUAAUUCAUCGCAAUGUGUGUCCAUCUUCUAUACUAAUAACCAAGCGCGGCAUCUGGAAACUGGCCGGCAUGGAAUAUGUGGAGCGAAUGAACGAGAACGAUUUGAACAGCUCCAUUCCGUGUCCGCCGUGGAGCAAUCGGGUGUCCAAGAUGGCCCAGCCGAAUCUCGACUUUAUGGCUCCCGAAACUCAGUCAACGUCCAAGUGCAGCUUGCUAAGCGAUAUGUUCUCGCUGGGAAUGGUGAUCUGUGCGGUCUUCAACAACGGAAGACCACUGAUACAGGCCGGCAACUCCACCUCCAACUAUGCCAAGCAAAUGGAAACGCUGGAUGAUCUGGUCCACAAGCUGAUGCCCAGACUGCCAAUUGCCCUGCAGGAGGCCACUUCGCGCAUGGCCAGUCGAGAUGCAACCGCCAGACCGACCGCCCAGCUGCUGCAGCUCAUCAAGUACUUCAUCGAUACGCCCAUAAACGCUCUGAAAUUCCUGGACGUGGUCAACAUGAAGGACACGCAGCAGAAGUCCCAGUUCUACAAGACCACCUUGAUCGAGGCCAUGCCGAUGAUACCACGUAAACUCUGGUGGCAGAACAUCUGGCCCAUGCUCAAGUCCGAGAUCAACAAUAACGAGGUCCUGGCCGCAGUCCUGCAGCCGGUCAUGCUCUUUGUCCAGGAAGCCACGCUCACGGAGUACGACACCCUCAUGGCGGCCACCAUGAAAGUCAUCUACAAUACACCGAAAUCCAUUCAGGCCAGCGUCACAAUACUUGAGAAUUUGCAUUUGAUUAUCGAGAAGACGAAACCGGAGGAUGUCACCACAGAUAUAAUGCCCAUGUUGUUCUACUCCUUCGACGGCUCCACGAUACAAGUGCAGAGCGCCGCCGUGGUGGCCGUGGCCAAUGUGUUUGAUAGCAUCGACGAGCUCUCCAUACGCCGCAUGGUGCUGCCCAAGGUGAAGCAGGUGUUCGAGAAGAACAUCACCGAUCCGAAGAUUGUGCAGAACGUGCUGAUGUGCAUCGAGCGGGUCAUGGACCGCAUGGAGCGGGCACAGGUUAUGGAUGAGGUUCUGCCGCUGCUGGCGAACAUUCGCAUUCCCGAUCCCGAUAUCAUCAUGCGUACUGUGCGCAUCUACCAUAAACUGUUUGUGGACAAAACCUACGGACUGACCGUGGAGACGAUGGCCACCAAUGUGCUGCCCCUGCUCAUUCCGCACACGGUGAAUCCCUCACUCAAUUUCGAGCAAUAUUGCUACCUUCUGGAGGUGCUGCAGCAAAUGCUGGAGGCCAUCGAUCGGCAGCAGAGGAACAAGUUGAAGCUGGACAACCUGUCGAUGGCCUCGCCGGAACGCCACCGCACCCUGCGUCACCAGUUCUCCACGGACAACAUGAAUGCGCCACCCUUCAACAUUCCCAACUUGCGCAUAGAUCAACGCAAGACGUCCAGCGCCGAGGACAUGGCCCGCAAAAAUUCUGGCGGCUCCGGCAUGCUGGGCGGCUGGUGGUUCGGCUGCUCUCCCUCGUCGCCCGACAGCAAUUUCCUGCGCGUGGGCAACGUGUUCCCCAACCGGCGACUGUCGGACAACACGCUGAUGACCCCCAAGAUCCGGAUAGCUCCGUCGUGCGCCUCCUCGCCGGGCGGCACUCCUGGCAGCGGGCUGCCGACUCGACGCCACUCGAGCAUUGGGCCCCAGGAGCGGCGGGGAUCCACCAUCAAUUUGUCACCGCCAACUUACGGUGCUCGCGGUAGCUCUGGAUCGAGUCUAUCGGUGCCAUCCACCUCGGUCUAUGUUAAAUCUCCUUUAUUGUACUCCCAAAAACAGGGUGGCUCCAUGCCGAACACCUCCAGCAGUGUGCCAUUCCUGCUAUCAUCCAGCAUGCAGUCGAUAAGGUCGCGCCGCCAGUCCACCGUCCUGUCAUCGGGUCCACUCGGCUCCGGAUCGGGGCUACUGCAGCAGCUGGGAUCCGGCAUGUAUCAACUAUUCUCCGGACGUAACUAAAGAUACAGAAACGCAAUCAGAUAAAUACAUUCAAUAGAAUCCAAUUACUUUUUAAUGCAAUUUCGGUCCAUUUAUGAAACACCAGUAAUCAACUUAUAUUAGCGGCAUAAAUACUAUACAAAUAUGAAAUUAUGAAAAUUGUAAACGUAUACCAAGCGCCAAGCAUAACUAAGUAUUUUCAGUCGAAUCUCUAAAUGUUGUUAGCCAAUCAAAUUUGAUGUGACCAAAACAACAUAUUAAUCCCAAAUUAAUUGUAAUUUAUCAAAAACAAAAGUGUCAAACACAACCCAACAAUCACCAAAAAUACACAAUCCAGUUAAAAGAAAACACAUGAACACUAUGCAGAAUGCAAUCAAUUCCUAGAAAUCCUAACUAUUCUUGAAUAUAUUUAUUGUGAAUGUUUACGCUAGACAAAACAAAAAACAUGUCAAAUAUACCUCUACGUGUCACUGAACUCGCCUAUAUCAUACGAAAACACUCACUUAGUUUGAACCAUAUAACAAUUCAAGGGAAAAAGAAGCAAGCAUAUAUUGUGUAUUUAUUUUGCAAACAUCAAUCAGAACGCUAUUUCAAUGAUAUAUAUGCAAUCAAAUAAGAGAGAGAGAAUCGUGUACCUACAUACAUCGUACCUAGCACCAUAGAAAUCAAACUUAUCACAGAGCUUUACAGCAAACGCAAUCAAAACCAAAACCUAAUGAAUAUGAAUAACCUCGAAUACGAAAGGGACGUUUAUUUUUAGCCAAGAACCUCGGGAGUUCCCGCCUGCGCUUUAUAGUGAUGAAUCCCACAUAAAUAUAUGUAUAUCUCCACCCAUCAUCCAAUCCAUCAAUAUAUAUACACACUCUGAUCAACCGGAAUAAAUAAUUAACUCCAAAUACACGCAAAACUACUACUAAGGUGAAUACACGAAUCCAACCCAAGGUCCACCGAUCCAAUGUCCACCGAUCCGUAAUAGAACCAGAACCAGUAAUUACUGAAGCCGCUGUUCCCGAAUGCAAUCUCAAACUCAAACUCAAAACUCAAUCUCACAUUUAUAGUCAAUUUGUAUAGUUGGGCAGCUAUAUGCGUAAAAGUGUGGUAAAUGGUAAAUGGUAAUGGUAAACUCUUGAAACUAUGUAUGGUGAAGACUCACCUAUGUCUUAGAUGUAUUCAUUACGUAAAGGGCAAUUAAAGCGAUUAUUAUUGUUGUGCUAUGUUUAGCGGUGUAGAAGUGAAAACCGAAAAUAUAUGAAUUUAUAUAUGUAUACAAGCAAAAGCAGGACGAACUCUACCUAGGACACGAUAAAACCUACUUUACUACAUCAUAUGAUAUAUGUAUGUAUAUUCUGUGCUCUGAAACACACGAACGGGAACGGGACAAUCAAAAUUCAACCGACACUAAUUACUAAUUCUAUAUCAACUAACAAACAAUUACAAUUACAAUUUUAAGUUAUAUACGUUGUUGUCGUUGUGUUCGUUUGAUUUGUUGGAUCUGCAUUUGGUUAUUGCCAGCUAAUCUGAUCCUGAAACUCCAGCAUAUCCUUGCCAUGCACCUGAAACUGCUUUGCAUUUUGUUUGGUCAGAAUUUGUUGUUGAUUUCAUCUUAGACAAGCAUAUCGAUAUGGUUUACUAGCGUUUAAUUGUACGUAUACAUAAUUAGAUUUACUUAAUUUUAAUUAAUGUUUACGUGACAAGACAGAAAACUAAACCAAAAACACAAAAAACGCAAAAAAAAAAACCAAAAAAAUUAAAAACAAAAUCAAACAAAAAGGGGAAAACCAAAAGCUCAAACUGGACUGAACUGAACAUUUAAGAGUUAUAUUAUGUACAUUAUUGAAUUGCAUUUGAUUGUGUGAAGAUCGUUUUAGUGAGAGUAACUGCGGUUAAACUUAAAGGGUAUUAUAUUUGUAUUCGAAUUUGUAUGUAACUCUGAUCGUAUGUACGUUAUGUUAUCGUAAGUGUACCAUCCUAGAUCCUCUAACGAAUUGAAAAUGAAGCCAACUCUGUCUCUUGUGAUUCUAUUGUGAUGCUGAGUGAUGGGAGUCAAGCAGCACUCAACUGUUUUUAUGCCUCUUAAAGUUUAAAACAAAGCUAAUCGAAGCAAAACCAAAACUAAACUACCUAUCU